Molecule: messenger RNA, 141 nt
Organism: Cetraspora pellucida
Lineage: Eukaryota; Fungi; Glomeromycota; Glomeromycetes; Diversisporales; Gigasporaceae
Source: the annotation of a GenBank genome assembly
AAUUUAACUACAAUGGCACAAUCCUCCUCUUCCUUGUUACCAACAGCUCAAGAACUUUCUUGUAUUUUUCAAGAACUAGUUGAGAAGUAUAAGGAUACAAUCAGUUUCAGUCUUUGUAAAAUGGCAGUAUUACAAACCUAG